CUCUUCAAACGAGGAGGCUGGGAGAGAUGGGGAGGGAGUGUGACUAAAGAAAACCCAAAAGCUCCCAAUUAAAGCCCAAGGAGGCUUGGUUUGGUUUGGUUUGGCUUUCCCAUCUUCUUCUCUUUGGGUCCUCCCAAGAUAUUCUUUUGUCGUCCGAGCUUCUUUGAUUUCGAGAAGAAUCAUUAUAUCAAAAUUAUAGAGAGAUAGAGACUAUGGCACUUGAAACCGUUUUCUUCCCGCAAGACCCAUUUGGGUGUUACAGUGGAAAAGAGCUCUACGGCUUGCUCGGUGAUGGUGGAGGCGGCGGGGGGAACAUUUCGGCCUUCUUUGAUGACUUUGAGGUCCCAUUGGAUUUCGAUAACAGCUUUCUUGACAGCAGCAUGGAUCGGUUGGAUGGCUCUUCCGGCGGUUCGGGGCCGGGCGGAGGCCAACUGCAUAUGGGUGAUCAGUCGAGCUUGAGCCCGUAUCCCAACUACUCAUGUUCGUCUUCACAAGUUGAAGUGGAGGCGGCGGUGGUAGGGGAGAGGCCGAAGAGGCGGCGCGGGAAGAGCAAGAAGAACAAGGAGGACAUAGAGAACCAGAGGAUGACGCACAUUGCCGUGGAGCGCAAUCGGCGGAAGCAGAUGAACGAGUAUCUCUCGGUCCUUCGUUCUCUAAUGCCGGAUUCUUACGUCCAAAGGGGCGACCAGGCAUCCAUAAUUGGAGGAGCCAUAAACUUCGUCAAAGAGCUCGAGCAACAGCUCCACAUCCUCGGCGCAAGAAAGCAGUUCGAGCACCCUGACCAGGGUUUACCAUCUGAUCCUAUCCCGCUUCCUUUCUCCGACUGCUUCACCGUCCCCCAGUACUCCUCCAUUGCCGCCGUCAGCCAUGAGGUCCAGCCAGCAACAAUUGUUGGAGAAGUGGAGCCGGCUGCAGCAGUGGCGGCACAGCCUAAUGAAGUGGCGGACAUAGAGGUGACUAUGGUGGAGAGCCACGCGAACAUGAAGAUAAGGUCGAAGCGGAGGCCUAAGCAGCUCCUGAGGCUUGUCUCCGGCCUCCAGGCUCUCCGGCUCACCGUGCUCCACCUCAACGUCUCCACCAUCCGUCAAGUCGUCCUUUAUUCUCUCAGCCUCAAGGUAGAAGACGACUGCAAGCUGACAACAGUCGAUGAAAUCGCUUCGGCCGUAUAUCGAAUUUUGGUUAGGAUUCAAGAAGAGGCCGGUGUGUGAACUGAAGAAACAACUCGACUCUCCUUUCUUUUUUCCCCCUUGGUUUUUCGUUUAUAUUUUAUCUCUUUAAUUUGUAUUUUGCAUAAUUAACACGGGUUUUAUCUUUAAUUAAACCCCGCGUCUUACCAAAUUGUGGCACCUAAUGCUUUCCCAAUUUCUUCAGUCACGCUUAGUCUCUGUACUUAAGGGCUGAACUAAUUUAGAGGAAAUUUCAUUUGUCGCCGCUUAUAUGUAAAUGUUCGUGUUCAUCGGCAA
This is a messenger RNA of Punica granatum (pomegranate), 1463 nucleotides long. Lineage: Eukaryota; Viridiplantae; Streptophyta; Magnoliopsida; Myrtales; Lythraceae. The record is from RefSeq and is a predicted model, not a curated record.